Catharus ustulatus (Swainson's thrush) is the source of this 2871-nucleotide messenger RNA. RefSeq names its product DNA primase subunit 2 (gene PRIM2). The record is from RefSeq and is a predicted model, not a curated record. The coding region runs from base 68 to 1594 and encodes 508 amino acids. The transcript has 13 exons. Gene Ontology annotation, biological process: DNA replication, synthesis of primer. Gene Ontology annotation, cellular component: alpha DNA polymerase:primase complex. Lineage: Eukaryota; Metazoa; Chordata; Aves; Passeriformes; Turdidae.
AGCGGCGGGAGCGGGGCUCGGGCGGUCGGGACGGGUCAGGGCCAGAGGCAGCCCCGGGGUAAGGCAGAUGGAGUUCUCCAGCCGAGCGAGGCUGAAACAUGCGCGGCUAGCUGGAGACCGGCGGGAGCAGUACCCUCACAGCUUGCAGUUUUACCUGGAGCCCCCUAUGGAGAGCAUCUCCCUGGUGGAGUUUGAGAGCUUUGCCGUGGACCGCCUGAAGCUGCUUAAAGUAAUUGAAAAUCUCGGUGUGAGCCAUGUAAGAGGUACUGAUGUAUACAAAUCUAAGCUGGAGUCUGAGCUCCGGAAACUGAAAUUUCCCUACAGAGCUUUGGCUGAGGAUGAUUAUGAGGCAAGAAGAAAAGAUCAUAUCUCUCAUUUCAUACUACGCCUUGCCUACUGCCAGUCUGAGGAUCUCCGGCGUUGGUUUCUUCAACAAGAAAUGGAUCUCUUCCGAUAUCGCUUCAAUGAACUAACUGAAAGUUUAAUGCAGAAAUUCCUGGAACAUGCUAAUUUGUCAUUUGAAGCUAUUGGUGAAGACCUGAAAAAUGAAUUGGCUAAUGAGCUGAGUACAUCAACCCCUGGCUUCAAUCUGACUAAAGUAAAAGAACAAAUGUUCUUUAAGGUUGGACUUGCGGAUGCAGUGGAUUUAUUUAGAGCCAGAAAAGUAUUUAUUAAAGAUGGCUUUGCCUAUGUGCCAUUUAAGGAGAUUGAUGUGAUUGUUUUGAAUAACUAUAGAACAAAAUUGUCUAAAGCACUGGCGCUGACAGCACGAUCACUACCUUCCAUACAGUCUGAUGAGAGACUUCAACCUCUGCUUAAUCAUCUCAGCCAUUCUUAUGUUGGCCCAGAUUACAGCAUCCAAAAGAACACUGGAAAAAUUUCUCUAGAGCAAAUUGAUGCUCUCUCUGUGAAGUCAUUCCCUCUGUGCAUGCGGCAGCUGCACAGGGCGCUCCGUGACAGCCACCACCUCCGUCACGGAGGGCGGAUGCAGUAUGGGCUCUUCCUAAAAGGCAUCGGCCUGACUCUGGAGCAGGCACUGGAGUUCUGGAAGAAAGAAUUUAUCAGAGGAAAAGUGGAUGCAGACAAGUUUGACAAAGGAUAUGCUUACAGCAUUCGUCACAGCUAUGGCAAAGAAGGAAGGAGGACUGAUUAUACCCCAUACAGCUGCAUGAAGAUUAUCAUGUCCAAUCCACCAAGUCAAGGGGAUUAUCAUGGGUGCCCAUUCCGCCACAGUGAUCCUGAGCUGCUGAAGCAAAAGCUGCAGUCAUACAAGAUUCCUCCCAGUGGAAUAACUCAGGUGCUGGAGCUGGUGAAGGGUGUGCAUUACCAACUGGCCUGCCAGAAGUUCUUCGAGUUGACACAUGAUGUUGAUGACAUUGGGUUUUCUUUGAAUCAUCCUAAUCAGUACUUUACAGAGAGUCAGAAGCUGUUAAAUGGUGGCAGAGAACUGAAGAAGGAAUUCAAUAACUCGGGAAACUUCCAACAAAAAAAUAAUAGUCAGGAAAGCACGAAUUCAAGUUCUACUCCCACCUCUUCAAAUGCAAAAGCUGAUACAGAACUGGAAGGACUGGAAGCAUACUUCACUGAAGACUAAGCAGCUGUGUUAUUUGUGUGUUGUGUUAUUUUUUCUUUCUUUCAUUCUUUCCCUUCUCUAGCUGGAUUUGCCCCAGUACUGAGGAAUAUGCAGUUCACCACCUGGAAGACAGAAGCAUUUUGUGCUUUGAGUAGGCUGAAAAAAUGAAAGAUAAAUAUUGAAGCUGUAAUUGCAUCCAGUAUUUAUUCUUACUGCUUUAGGAAGCUGUUUUAUAGGGUAUGUUUAAGGAUGGGAAAGGAAACUUUCUUCACAAUUGUUAGGUAAUUUUUGUCUGACUUAUCUUUUCUGGUUUUCUUUAACAAGUUCUAAUAUUUUUAUCCCCUUUUGUGAUCACUUUUCUAUGUACCAUCUUAAUAAAAAAUUGCAAAGCAAAAGUCUUUUAUAUUUUCUUUGUAGCUGUAUUGGGAUGGUAAUUAAGUAGGAGUUUUUGUGAUCAAAAUUACGCUUUGGAGGAGUCUGUCUUUCUCUUCUAUAUGAGGAGCUGAGGGAAAUCAGCUUCCUAAUUUGUACCUUGACACUAAAUUUAGAAAGCUGGUUUUGAUAGUAGGAAGAGAAUGUAAUCAGAGUUUAGACACCUGUAUGUAAGAAAAUAAUAAAAAAAAUAUAUUCUACCAACUGACUUAUCAUGAAGAAUCUAAAAGCUUAUUGGCAUAUAUUUCUUUUAAAGUUUCCUCAGUGUCUGAGUGUGGUUGGAGCGUCCUGUGUCCUGCUAAGCUAAACAGCUAUCUGAAUGUAGCUUUGGCUCAUCUAAAUUCCACCCAUUCUCCCAAAGCCCAGGUUGCCCUACACACAAGCUGCUUUCAGUGCAGCAGCAACCAUCAUGCAGUGCAUGGGAGCUCCCAGCAGAGCUGGUAUUUUCUGGCAUGCUGUUUGGGUACUCUGCCAGGGAGAGUAAAAGACCUCAGUUUUAUUUUACCUGAUACUUAAGGAGUUUCAAGACAACACUAUGCCCUGCCUGGAGACUGACCUUGCUACCAGUGCAGCCUUUAGCCACAUGAACACAGUGCUGUCAUUGCUUGGGACUGGUGCCAGCCCUAUGAGGCCUUGGCAUGGAGACUCACUGACCUCAGUUUUUCUGAGCUUGCACUGCCCCACCUGAAGCUUUGUUUUAGCUGUAACUUAGUCUCUCAAAUGACAGCCUAAUACAUUUGUGUGCUGUGCUGCCUAUAUUUAUAAUGAUUCCGAUAUAAUUCUGUGGCUAAUGGCUAGGAAGUAAUAGUUAUUUUGUAUAGAAUUAAUUCAUCUGUGUUUUUAGGUGCCAGAGGCUCCAUGGAUAU